Messenger RNA from Diversispora eburnea, 288 nucleotides. Lineage: Eukaryota; Fungi; Glomeromycota; Glomeromycetes; Diversisporales; Diversisporaceae. The record is from the annotation of a GenBank genome assembly.
ACCAAAGUCUUUCAACUGAUGCUGCAUUAGUACAAAUCCCAAAUAUUCUACAGCAUUCCAUUUUAUAUUCUGGAUGCAAUAAACAUGAUAAUAUUAGAAGCGGUUGUUCCCAACUUUCCCAUCAUUUUUCAAGUCGUGUAAUGAUUUUUGCAGCAAAUUCAAAAUCAUCAUAUCUUGACCAAAAUUGUGCAAGAUAUUCAAAACUAUUUUCUGAAUUAAUAAUUUCAAAUAUUGCUCGUGAAAUUUUUGAACUAUCUCUUUCUUUAUGUCAAGGUUCAACAAUUGGUG